This is a messenger RNA of Podarcis muralis (Common wall lizard), 700 nucleotides long. RefSeq names its product mediator complex subunit 11 (gene MED11). Gene Ontology annotation, molecular function: transcription coregulator activity. Gene Ontology annotation, biological process: regulation of transcription by RNA polymerase II. The record is from RefSeq and is a predicted model, not a curated record. NCBI's taxonomy places the organism in Eukaryota, Metazoa, Chordata, Lepidosauria, Squamata, Lacertidae. Gene Ontology annotation, cellular component: mediator complex.
UGUCGGGCUCGGGCGCCUACGGGCUGGGGCUUGGCCAACGAGCGGCUGCGGGCUCUGGAGGAGCUGGAGCGAGAGAUCGGCGCGGCCAUGCAGAGCGCGGGCACAGUGAUCCUGGAGCUGUCGAAGGAGAAGCCCAACUGGAGCCUGCUGGAGCGCCAGACCUCCCAGUUCAUGGGCUCCGUCCAGAAGGUGGAGUCGGAGCUCUCCGCCCAGAUCCGCUACCUGACGCAGGUGGCCACAGGGCAGCCCCACGAAGGCUCCAGCUACUCGGCCCGCAAGGACUGCCAGAUGGCCCUCAAGAGGAUCGACUACGCCCGGGUCAAGCUGGGAGAAGUCUCCCGGACCUGCGAGCAGAUGCUGGAGCAGUGAGGCCGAGGCGCAGAGGGGAGGCCUCUCCCGGGUGGCCCCUCCUGGCCGCCAGCACUUGCCAGGCUGCUCUUUGUGGACAAAGGACUCUGAGCAGCCUACCUGCGGAGCAGACUGGAGCAACCCUGCGGGGCAGAAGAGGAACAGCAACGUCUCUGUCGCCUUUUCCAGUUUCAUACCUUUACUUCCUCCUCUUUGGCUUCUUUCCCCGGAACAAACUUGUGAUAUUUAUGAAGCGCUCCCCCCCCCCUUUUUUUUACACAAAACGUUUGUUAAUUUUUCAACAGAUUCGCGGUAUGCACAUUUCCAUUAAAUGAGAUCUGCCAGAAGGGCA